AUCCGCUGUGGUUAGAGCCGUGCGGAUGUAUCCAAUCCUUCUCUUCUCUGCGUAUUUCCGCACCUCAGCCCACUCCAAUUUCCUCUUUCUUUUCCUUGAUAAAAAAGAUAUACUUCUUCUUCCUGUUCCAAAAAAUCGCUGAAGAAAUUGAAGAUUCAAGAAGUUUUCCUGUUUUGUCAGAAUGAAGGGAGCUGUAAUAUCUGAGGCUGAUUUGCUCACCAAUCUGCCCAACAACAUCAUAGAGAACAUUCUUGGAUGCUUGCCUCUGCGAGACGUCGUGAGGACGAGCAUUUUGUCUAGAGAAUGGAGAUACAAAUGGCUUUCAUGCCCUGAGAUCGUGUUCGAUUUCUGGUUUGAUCAAAUGUUUCUUGGUGAUCACAAACUGGAGCCGCUUAUUUACCAAAUCCUGAAACUUCACAAGGGGCCCUUGCUGAAAUUCGCCCUUCAAGUCCCUGAUCUGAAGAGCAGCCCCGAUAUCGAUCAAUGGGUUCGAAUGUUGCCAAACAACACCCUGCAGGAUUUUACUCUCCAUGUAUCCAGGGGAGAGACGCAUAAGUUGAAUUCUCAUUUGUUUGCUUUCCAGAACCUGAGAAAUUUGAAGCUUUAUAACUGUGUAUUUGAUCCCGCUCUGGGGUUCAAGGGAUUCAGCAAACUCGUGAACCUCGAGCUUCAGAGUGUUGCCGUGGUGCCUGAAACGUUUGGGAAGUUCAUUGCUUCAUGCCCGGCGGUUGAGAGACUCCGGCUGAUUCACUGCACCAACUUCGAUUUUCUUGAAAUCACUGGCCCAAGAUUGAAGUGUUUCGAGUUUCAUGGGGUGUUCAAGUCUGUUUCUUUCAAGAAUUGCCCUGUUUUAUCAGAUGUUAAGUUGACAUUCUCGUCUAUGGAUUUUAAACGGGGGAACCGAUUCUCCUUGGAUUUGGUUAAAUCCCUGAGUUGUCUGCCUGCCCUCGAGGACCUGCAAUUGCAAGCUUAUGCAUUGGAGGACCUUGUUGAGCAUGGUGCGCCCAACAAACUGCCCGUCUCUCUGAGUAUGCUGAAAAACCUUCACCUUUCGGACAUGUACUUCGAAAAGAUUGAGGAGAUCUCGUGUGCCAUUUGCUUCAUCAGAAGCUGCCCCAAUUUACAGCGGCUUAAAAUCACAGCUUUCACCUUCGAUGUGGUGGACUCAGUCGCAGACUUCCUCCGAUCUCAAACUAGCUCAGAGUCUUUAUCUCAGCUGAAAACUGUCAAGAUGCAGUUGUUCUCCGGAAUUGAGGCUGAAAUGGAGUUUGUGAAGUAUCUAUUAGCAUCCGCAACUGCACUCGAGGAAAUGACGAUCACGCCUCAUGGCGGCAGCAUUACCGAUGGAGGCGAGUCGAUUUUGAACGAGAUUAAACAGUAUCCACGAGCAUCGCCAAGUGCGACAAUCCUUAGUUCAGAGAAGAGCAAUGGGAAGAAACACGUUUAGGUGUAUUGUUUCAGCUGAAUGAGUUAUUUUGCAACUCAGAGUCAUGCUUUUCUGUGGCUCUUUUAGUGCUAGUUUCUGUAUAUUCUAUAGCCCCUGUACUGGGGUUUGUGAUCUGUAAUAUGUUGACAGCCUCUCUGCUCAUUUCAGUUCCUGCCCUUACCGUUCUACUAAGUUCUAUGCUCA
Sesamum indicum (sesame) is the source of this 1630-nucleotide messenger RNA. Its product is annotated as F-box/FBD/LRR-repeat protein At1g13570. Lineage: Eukaryota; Viridiplantae; Streptophyta; Magnoliopsida; Lamiales; Pedaliaceae. The record is from RefSeq and is a predicted model, not a curated record. Gene Ontology annotation, molecular function: protein binding.